AUGUACAACCCGCUGGGGCGGGAGCCGGGGAGACGCCGGCCGCUCCCGCCCCGCCGUUAUGGCGGCUGCUCAGCUCCGGAGGAUGCUCGGGAGCCACCUCCUCCUCCUCCGCUCCCCGCCGCGGAGAACCGGCUGCUCCCGCACUGCCCGCAGCAGCACAGAUUAUCUUUCUAUCUAACUGAAGACAAAGGCUCUCUGACUAAACAAGCUGAAGCAACCGUUGCUACAGACUGGGAAAAAAAAUUGACUCCAGAGCAAUACUAUGUUACAAGAGAAAACGGAACUGAACCGCCAUUUAGUGGGACCUAUCUGAAUAACACAGAAUCAGGAAUCUACUACUGCAUCUGCUGCAAUGCCCCAUUGUUCAGCUCAGAGAAGAAGUACAAUUCUGGCACUGGAUGGCCAUCGUUUUCUGAGGCUUAUGGUACUUGUGGCAGCGAUAAAAGUAAUACCUAUAUCAUGAGAAAACCAGAUAACUCAUCAGGAUUAAUUAGAACUGAAGUCAUCUGCAAACAGUGUGACGCCCAUCUAGGCCAUGUGUUUGAUGAUGGUCCCGCACCUUCUGGGCAGAGGUUCUGUAUCAACAGUAUUUCAUUAAACUUCAAACCAGUCUCUGAUCAGAAGCACAGCCCCCUCCCGGCUGCGGCCGGCACAAGUGGCCAGAUUCCCAUGGACCCGCAGACAACCGCCGGCCUUGCGCGGGGCUUUUCCCAAGCGGAGCUGUCCCCACACGCACGUCUAGGGGGCGAAGAAAGGGCUCAG
Molecule: messenger RNA, 762 nt
Organism: Mesitornis unicolor (brown roatelo)
Lineage: Eukaryota; Metazoa; Chordata; Aves; Mesitornithiformes; Mesitornithidae
Gene: MSRB2
Product: methionine sulfoxide reductase B2
Exons: 6
Biological process (GO): protein repair; response to oxidative stress
Cellular component (GO): cytoplasm
Molecular function (GO): peptide-methionine (R)-S-oxide reductase activity
Source: RefSeq, a predicted model, not a curated record